Fusarium redolens is the source of this 1077-nucleotide messenger RNA. RefSeq lists its product as uncharacterized. Gene Ontology annotation, cellular component: nucleus. Gene Ontology annotation, molecular function: DNA binding. The record is from RefSeq and is a predicted model, not a curated record. Gene Ontology annotation, biological process: double-strand break repair; DNA recombination. Bases 1 to 1077 code for a protein of 358 amino acids. Lineage: Eukaryota; Fungi; Ascomycota; Sordariomycetes; Hypocreales; Nectriaceae. The transcript has 3 exons.
AUGGCUUCUCAAGUUCGAGUCCUCAGGUUCCCCCGGAGUGACGACAAGUCUUCCUUUGUCCUUUUGCAAGCCACACCCAAGGGUUCAAAACAACUUGAUCUGAAGCUGGUGGGCACUGAAGGAGAGGAGCCGUAUGUCGCAUCAUUGAAACAUGAUAAGGUCGUGUCUCUCCGUGUGAAGAAUUGCCCUGCUUCAGAGAACGAAUGGCAGCAGAUUCUCGAAGACUUGUUUCAGCAGGAACCCCUUCCAGAUAUUCAAGCCACAGCCACGGUCCAGAGUAAAAGGUCUAUCUCAAUCACCAUUCGAAAGGAUAUACAGGGUAUUACUCAACGUCUGGGCUCAAUCACCCUCAAUCAUGAUCCAGACGAGGCCAUUGAGUUAUUCGAUUGGUGUGGUGCAGCGGUCGAGUCCUCUGUCUCAAGUAAACAGACUGCGGCCAACCUGUCGGCCAAAUCCUCCGAGUCGGAGGCUGCUGUGGCCCAGCUUCAGUUGCAGUUGGAAGAGCUAAUCAAAGCGAAAGAUGAGGAUGAGACAGCGCUGCUAAGGAAGUUUAGGGAUCUCCUAAACGAGAAGAAGGUCAAAAUUCGCGAGCAGCAGCAAGUAUUGGCAACACUAUCAACAAAUCCCGGCAUGGCAGGCCAAUCGCAACCUUCACAGGUUGUUGAAGCCGAGGUUCAGCAACCGAAACCAAGGAAGCCUGCUCGUCAAGCUGGCAAGUCAAGGGCGUCGAAAAGAAAGGCCCCCGCGUCAAGAAGAGUUGAGGAGUCAGAUGACGAUGAUGCUGUUGACACAAUGAGCGUCGACCUUAAGCAGGAGGCCGAGGAUACGGAUCCCGGAAACACCACAGAAGCGACAGCAUCCGUUGAUAGCGAUGACGGAGAUGACGAUGGGAUUGACUUAAGUUCUCCUCAACAGAACAAAGCACAAGCCGCUGUUUCACGAGGAAAGACUUCUUCCAAAGAAAGUGAAAGACCGCCGCCACCUCGAGCUCUCCCGUUCGAGACAAAGAAAUCAACAAAGCCUACACCUGCGCCUGCGACUGCAGGGAGCGAUACCGAGUCCGACGAUGAGCUGUGA